This is a messenger RNA of Tachysurus fulvidraco (yellow catfish), 1313 nucleotides long. RefSeq names its product lysosome-associated membrane glycoprotein 3 (gene lamp3). NCBI's taxonomy places the organism in Eukaryota, Metazoa, Chordata, Actinopteri, Siluriformes, Bagridae. Gene Ontology annotation, cellular component: membrane. The coding region runs from base 97 to 876 and encodes 259 amino acids. The transcript has 6 exons. The record is from RefSeq and is a predicted model, not a curated record.
CUGCUAUAACAUGACAUCCCUUCCCCACAAAACAACGAUGCACAUUUAAACACAAUACACACACUUAACAGAGACAGAGCAGUUUCAUUUCUCAAGAUGACUAAUUCACAACGAUAUACCAUGUACUUUUUCAUCCUCCCUGCUCUGCUGUUUGUAGGAAGCAGCAUGCCAUCGGAAGUUGAAAGCUCUUUGCUCUCUGAGGACUUUGUGAACCAAGUGAAGGAUGUCAAUGCUCUGCGCAACAUGUCCAAGAAACCAAGCCUCCAACCCAAAGAGAGCACACCACCGAUAGAAACAUACAUCAUGAGGAAAGGAGGCCAAGUGUGUGCGAUGGCCAGGCUUGGUGUGGAGUUUGUGGUAAAAGAGAAAGAGAAAACGUUGUAUUUCAACAUUGAGCCCAAAUUCACAAGGACGACCGGAUACUGUGCUGACCAGAAAGCAAUCCUCUCUCUUGAAUUUGAUGGAGGGAACCUAGAAUUUACUUUCAUAAAGAAUGGUGAUCUGUCCUAUGUGAGCAGGCUGAGAGCGGUGCUGGAGCCUGAGCCUUUCUGUAAACAAUGCAAAAGUCAAAGCUACCCUGGCAUAUUGGACCAUGAGAAGCUCUUUAAGACCACCAAGGGCAAGAGCUUCAAGUGCCAGUCAAAGACUUCCCUGAAAAUGGCUGAAAACCUGACGAUUAAACUAAUCCCUCUGCAGAUUCAAGCUUUUGACCUUCCCAUGAACAAUUUUGGAAAAGAGACAGAGUGCUGGGCCGACUACACCAAAAGGAUCAUGCCCAUUGUGGUGGGUGCUGUAGUCGCAGGAAUAAUCCUCAUUGCCAUUCUGGUGUAUGUGCUCAAGCGUGAACGCCGUGGUCAUGGCUAUGACCAACUCUAAGUGUCAACAUCAUUAAAAAAAAAAAAACCUCAAUUAACAACACUGUUUUACACCAUAAAACAGCCUGAUAAGACACCCAGCACGAUUACACACUCAGAAUGUUCAGCAUCUAUCAGCCAUCAUAUGCUAAAAUACAUAUAUACUAUAAAAAAAUGUUUACAAAUUUUACAUUUACAUUUACAUUUACAGCAUUUGGCAGACGCCCUUAUCCAGAGCGAUGUACAUAAGUGCUUAAAUCUCUAACAUUGAAUACAUUAAUGCUGGUUCACUAGGUUACAUACUUAAGAUACCAUGAGUUUAAAACAUUUGUUCAAAGUGACAAUGAAAAAGUGUGAAAGUUUUUUUUUUUUUUCACCAUUCAGAAAGCUACAUAUGAGUCUUUAUGUAUUGUCUGUGUGGAUGUAGGACUCAAUAAAAUAAAAUACAGAGGAAUUGUA